AUGUGCGACGACGAGGAAACUACCGCUUUGGUGUGCGACAACGGCUCAGGACUGGUGAAGGCUGGCUUCGCUGGAGAUGAUGCACCGCGCGCUGUCUUCCCCUCCAUCGUGGGUCGCCCACGUCACCAGGUAGAGUAUUGCACCUGAAGCUGCUGUGUGAAACAAAAGAAACAGAAUGAAUACAAAGUGGUUGUGUUAUUAUUGUCUGUAACACAACAGGCAAUAACAAACAACUUUGGAACCUUUUCUCGGCAAGUUUAAAGGCCCUUCAGAAGCCCUAACAUAUAAUAUGCCAUGUUGAUUAAUAGCCAUCCUUGCGUUUUCUCAGGGCGUCAUGGUCGGUAUGGGUCAAAAAGAUUCCUACGUCGGUGACGAGGCCCAGAGCAAGAGGGGUAUCCUGACCCUGAAGUACCCCAUCGAGCACGGCAUCAUCACUAACUGGGAUGACAUGGAGAAAAUCUGGCAUCACACCUUCUAUAACGAGUUGCGUGUGGCCCCUGAGGAGCACCCGACCCUGCUCACAGAGGCUCCCCUCAACCCCAAGGCCAACAGGGAGAAGAUGACCCAAAUCAUGUUUGAGACCUUCAACGUCCCUGCCAUGUACGUGGCCAUCCAGGCCGUGCUGUCCCUUUAUGCAUCUGGACGUACCACAGGUAUGAUGGAUAGAUAAGUAGUCUUCAGCCAUGACCACCUGAGAGGUCGUGUUCAAUGCUAACAUAUAUCACCACAAUCUUUUAGGUAUUGUGCUGGACUCUGGUGAUGGUGUGACCCACAACGUGCCCAUCUAUGAGGGCUAUGCUCUGCCCCAUGCCAUCAUGCGUCUAGAUCUGGCUGGUCGCGACCUCACAGACUACCUCAUGAAGAUCCUGACCGAACGUGGCUACUCUUUCGUUACUACUGGUACGCACGGGACAUGGGCAAUAUUAGCCAGAUGAGGAAUGAGGAAAAGCAUGAUAUUCCGCAAAAAUGUUAGCACAAAUAUAUGGCACAUAUGUUAGACUAUAUUUUUCAAUAACAAUCAAAUGCCACACUUGAAACCCAACAGCUGAGCGUGAGAUCGUGCGUGACAUCAAGGAGAAGUUGUGUUACGUGGCUCUGGACUUCGAAAAUGAGAUGGCCACCGCUGCCUCCUCCUCCUCCCUGGAGAAGAGCUACGAGUUGCCCGACGGACAGGUCAUCACCAUCGGUAACGAGAGGUUCCGUUGCCCUGAGACUCUCUUCCAGCCCUCCUUCAUUGGUGGGUAUUACUGAUCUCCCCAGCCGUUGGUGUAUUACGCACGGUUAUCUUAAGUCGAGCUAAUCAUGGUGAAACGUAAGACUGUUGUGGAUUAGUUAGACUUCGUUAAUGUAAUCUAUGUGACGUAGGGUAACUCUGUUACUAACAUAGCAUAUAGGCCUGCCGGUACUUUCACAAAGCAGAAUCAAUUAAUUAUCCUGAUAUCCGGAUAGGCGUAACUAAAUCAAUAUUCAGCUCUAGCUUUCAUUAUGAAUCAGAACAUUUAAAUCAUAGUCCUCUCUGUGUGUUUAUCAAAGUUUGCUGGCUCAGCUGACUAACUUAUUGAUGCUGCUUUUGAAAUACAACACUGGCAUGUUAAGCACGAGCUGCAGAUGCUUGUUGACAUACCUACCAUAACAACAGCAUUCAGCUGCUGCAGAGGAGCUGUCCAUUUCAGCACCUAUUUGCAGCCAACGUUCUAGCGGCCAUCUGCCCAACUAUUUUCACAGUUGACAGUGAUAACAAGUGUAUUUUGCCUAAGGGGCUGGCUCAGAUUGAAUGAUAACAUCAUUGUCUUUUGGUAAACAGGGAUGGAAUCUGCCGGUAUUCACGAAACUACCUACAACAGCAUCAUGAAGUGUGACAUUGACAUCCGUAAGGACCUGUAUGCCAACAACGUUCUGUCGGGUGGUACCACCAUGUACCCUGGUAUUGCUGACCGUAUGCAGAAGGAGAUAACCGCUUUGGCCCCUAGCACCAUGAAGAUCAAGGUAACUCUUUAUUUUCAAUGUUCUAUUACAAUGUAUUUCUCAAACGUUUUAAUGGUAUAUGGGGCACAAAACUUUGGGACCAACAAAUGUCACAAAGUGAGGUAUUUUUGAGAGACUUGUCUAUUAUGUAGAUUUUAUGCACAUAAGAACAUAAAUUGGUUUUCACUUUAUAAAGCACCCUGCUAUUAGGCCACUAACCAAUGGCAUUAUCACUUGUUUGUAGAUUAUCGCUCCCCCUGAGAGGAAGUACUCUGUGUGGAUUGGCGGCUCCAUCUUGGCCUCCCUCUCCACCUUCCAGCAGAUGUGGAUCAGCAAGCAGGAGUAUGACGAGGCCGGCCCCUCCAUCGUCCACCGGAAGUGCUUCUAA
Coregonus sp. 'balchen' is the source of this 2353-nucleotide messenger RNA. The record is from the annotation of a GenBank genome assembly. Lineage: Eukaryota; Metazoa; Chordata; Actinopteri; Salmoniformes; Salmonidae.